This is a messenger RNA of Spea bombifrons (plains spadefoot toad), 1843 nucleotides long. It is a transcript of the gene BBS12, whose product is annotated as Bardet-Biedl syndrome 12. The record is from RefSeq and is a predicted model, not a curated record. Gene Ontology annotation, biological process: chaperone-mediated protein complex assembly; photoreceptor cell maintenance. The transcript has 3 exons. Bases 1 to 1686 code for a protein of 561 amino acids. Lineage: Eukaryota; Metazoa; Chordata; Amphibia; Anura; Pelobatidae. Gene Ontology annotation, molecular function: ATP binding.
AUGGCGGAGGAUGGGAGCAGACAGGGGCAGGGGAGGGAGCUAUCAGGCAGAGAGGUUAGUUACUAUGGAUAUAAGUGCAAGACAAUUUUGGUACAAAAUGCUGUGGCUGUUGUGAAACCAAGAGAUCACACGGGACUGCAGGAAUUAUGUGCAUUGGCAAACUCUGUAAAGUCUUUUCUGGGACCUGUAAAAUCACACAAGUUUAUUUUUGACCAAGACACUAACGAGUGCACUUUGACCUGCUCUUCCUUCCGACUUUUGGAGAGUUUGGAUUUGACAAGUGCAGUUGGUCAGCUUUUCAACGAAACUGUUCAAGUUCAUCACAAGAUUUAUAGAACUGGAACAACAACACUGUUUUUCCUUGUUGGGGCAUGGAGCAGUGCUGUCCUUGAUUGUCUUCGGCAAGGAGUGCCUGUUGCAGUAAUAGCUUCAGUAAUGCUAGAUGGACUCAAUUCCUGUAUUGAGCAAGUUCAGACUUUACAGCAACCUGUAUACAGUGUACAUCACACAAAUGACUGUGUAAAUAAAAAAACAGAUACUUGGGAUGAAAACCGUUCUGAUUCACAGGGUGUUCAUAACGGGGCCCAAUUUGAACAAUACUCAAAGUCUUCUGUUAAAUACAUUAAUCAUGUGCCUCAAUACUGGGGACAUAAGGAACACUCUAACACCAAGGCUUGUAGGAACAGGCUGACUCACAGUAGAUACUUUACAGAUCAUGAAAGAAGUUGCCUUCAGGAUAAAGGUGUAAGGUCUAAUGAACUUCUGUGCAAGACCCUGGGCCAUUUGGCAAAGGCUCUCUGUCACGGCAAUCCAGAAAUCAUGAAUCUGGUAGAAAAUGCUUUUAACCGUCUUUAUGAAAAUGCUGCAGAAAUGUAUGGCAGUAAAGUUUUCUCCCCUUCAUCCCAGUUUCACAUUUGUUGUUUUCCAGGUCUGUCUGAAGAACAUUCAAAAGCUUCCUUUGGGUAUACAACUUUAGUAUCUCUUGAAAGUGCCACUGUGGCCAAGUUUUUUGAGAACAAGUCCUUGCAUAUACUUCUUUUAGAUGGCGAAUUGACUGAAAAUUAUCGGCAUUUAGGCUUUAACCAUUCUGCCAACCUUAGAGUGGUGUCCAGUAUUGGCAGUGGUGGGGAUACCAUUUUAGAUGAACCAUGGACAAACACAACUUGUAGGACACUCAUAGAAGCAAAGAUUGACCUGGUGUUAGUAAGAGGUGAUGUGUGCCCCCUUCUUAUGUCACUUUGUGUUCAAAGGAACAUCCUUGUUGUCCCUCAGGUGAAACAAAAUGUUCUACAGGCAUUUAGCGAGUCUACAGGAGCAGAGCCGGUGGUGUAUGUAACACAAAUUAAUCAGUACUGCAUAGGUAGUGGAGCUUUUGUAAGUUUGUAUACCAGUGGAACCAAAGUGAUAGAAACAAGCCAAAGAAUUGCUGUGAACAUAAUGGCACCAAAACUGAACCUUAUUACAGUAACGCUUUGUCACAGGCUACCGUCAAAGCUGCAGGUCAUGGAAGAUCAGUUUUGGACUUGCUCAUACAGAUUAUACCAUGCUUUGAAUAAUCAAAAAGUAUUUUAUGGAGGUGGAGCAGUUGAACUUUUGUGUCUCAACCACCUCAAGGAACUUGAAACUAUUCAAGAUUACGCAGGGCAAACCAGAAUGUUUCUAAUGAGGACUUCAGUUGUAAUGUAGAGACAAUUUGUGAGCCACACUGACAAGUCACUGCUGGACUUUAUGCCACAUAGUCAGCAACAUGAAUAAAGAGGUUGUUAUUUAAUAUGUUGGAAAUAUGUGAAAUAGUAAAUAUGUUAAGACUAUAUGUUUAAAAUAAAUGUAGAUACAGACAAAA